AUGGAAGGACUUGCUGAGUCUUUUGCAGCCAAUUUCACCGUUUCUUUUGAACCAAACGAUACUGCAGCCCCUCAUCCGAGGUACAUUGCAUGUUUAUUUAAAAAUGACUUUAAUAAACGAUCUUUUAGGCUGGUGUUCAUACCGUUUGUUGAUGAAAGUAAUUAUAAUCUGUGGAUUGAUCAUCGUGAAAGGUUGAUGUAUGAUGUUUUAAGCCCAAGCUUUAAGAUAAUUCGCUGUUUUCUUCUUUUACCCCACCAACUGAGGGCUUUUCUCUCAAGAUUCUUAAGGACAAAUGUACCUGGGAGGCAGCCGCGGUGCUCUUGAAAUUGAUUGAUACACAACAUGUUAUGACAUUUCAUUUGUGAUUUGAUAUUUCUUUGCAGGAUGGUCCAAUAUAAAGUUAAGCCCAGUAAUACUCCAGAUCAGUAUUUACGAAGACAAAGAAAGCUUGAGGAGCAGAAGAAGUAGAGAAACUAUUCCACAGCUAAUUUACUUUAUAUCAACGAAAGAUAAUUCAGACCUUUCAGUAUGCAGAGGAGUUACACUGUAUUUGUGACCUUGAUUGCAGUUUUAAAGGUUUACAGUUGAGAGCGCAAGUCGCCUUUGUUUACUAUAAAUUCGAAUAUGAACAAACCAUCAUGCAAUCGUGUGACAAACCUGGUAAAUAAUUAUUAUCCAGUGCUUUGGAAAACAGUUGAAGGGAAUGACUCUUGCCCGCUUCUGCUAAUGUGUAUCUGAUGUCAAUUUUUUCCUUCAUGAAUACUGUUUGAGCACUCCAACUUUUCCUUGAGAUUAUGGCCACAUAGUCCCAUUAAUUAACAGUUAAUGAAUGAGGCUGAGUAUCUUAUGAAGAAUUAUGGAGAUCGAGGAGGGUGUUAUCGCCGUAGGCCGAGGCGGAUAACACCCCUCUGAGAUCUCCAUAAUUCUUCAUAUGAUACAAAAGCCGAAUUCAACAACUGUUUUAUUAUUCAUUCAAAAUAAUUCCUAGUUUAAAAACAUAGCUAAAACAUGCUUACCUCCAUCGAUCCAUCGAUGUUCAGUUCAUCUUCGAUAGUGUACAUUUGGGUUUGUCCAGCUCCGCAAAUAUUCUCCAAAUAGCAGAUGUCGCCCUUCGAGUUGUCUUCUCGCUGUUCUUGCCAUGUUUUCAGCUAGUUUUUCGCCUAGUUCUUACUCUUGAAACGAGUGAAAUGUCCGCCAUUUUUUCAAGUUCACAACCAAAACAACUCAACCUCGUCCCAGGUCUUCUCGGUUAAUGGUGCCUUAACCUGUACGAACGCUGCAUUUUUGACGUCAGUUCCUUGUUAAAGUCAAAAUUAUUCCAAAUUUGGUCAUCAGUAACUGGUUAUGGUGAAUUAAACGUGUGCUUUUAGCCAAUCAGAAUCGCGGAAAUAUUUUGAAUGAAUAAUAAACUAGAUUAAAGUGACCUCCAAGACCUCAACCUCGAUUAUACCAUUUAGUGGUUUCAGUAGCUGGUGGUGUAAUAUAAGACCUUCACUAUGUUGUCCAUGUACUAUUGAUGGACAGUUUUCUCGCCCAGAGCAGUUACUUUUUCCCUUGGGAGCCUCUCGACCAACUGGGAAUAUCUACACACAAAAUGUGAGUUGAAACCAUUUUAGUGGGCCUUCCAGGCAGGUACUCCCUCUUCCCUCGCGUGUCUCCCUCUCGUAUGCCUGUUCUUUCUUGCGCCCACUACUUCCAAGCUCCUGCUACGCAGGUUAUUUGGGGGAUAUUCAUUCCCAGCGAGCUUUUACCAGGUUUGUAACAUGAUCACAUGAUGGUUUGACCAAUCAAGUUCAUAUUUGACUGCAGUAAACAAAGGCAGUAUGGGCUAUCAAAUGUAAAAUUAACUGCAGUGAAGGUCACAAAUAACUCCUCUGCACCCUGUGUGGAAGCUGAUAGUUUUGCCCCAUAGUGAGUUAGUCCCCUCCUAGUUACAUGUAGCCCCAUUAGAAGUUGAGUUUGCCCCAUAGUGAAUUAACCUCCUGCCAGUUACCCCGGUAAAUUAAAGGUUUUUGAAAACCCAACCUGGUUAAAAGACUUUGAAAGGGUAAAAUUUAUGAGUGGCCAGACGAAAUCAAGAGUUUCACUGAGUCCUUUAAAGUCAGAUGGUUUUGUUUUGUCUCUUGCUUGGGUCACUCAUAAUGCUUGUCUUGCACUCACUUUAGUUUUUCUGGGCAGGCAACAUGCAACAGCACAAUGUUACCCUUUGUUUUUGUAUUCUUGACAGACCGUGUAUAAUAUUUAGAUAUAAUUAUGUUGUAGUUAAUUUUUUAAUCUUGGGUAAUUUUUUAUUUUUCUUUCGUUUCAACUUCACUAGCAUACAUUACAACCCCAAAACAAAAGAAAAAUAAAAAUUACCUGAGAUAAAAAAUUAACUACAACAUAUUAUUGCACUAUAUCUGUGCUAAAUAUCAAAACACUUAAUAACCGCUCCUUUAGGUCCCUUGAAAAAUCCAUCCAUGUGUUACUCUCAUAUCUCACAGUUUGAGUGUUACCCCUAAAGGCCAGAAAGUACAAGUGCAUAUCAAUGCCCUGUUUUCUUGAAAAAUUUGUCAUUCAAUAGUUUUUUUUGUAUUACUGAAAAUUAUAAUAAUCUAUAGAUACUUUCUAGGCGUAGACAAGACUUUGUGAACUAUGCAAGGAAACUUGCUGAAGGGUCUUUAGAAGUUGAAGAUGUGGAGACAGAGGUAUUGAAAGGGGACAGACAGCAACAUUGUUGUUGCUUGAAAUAAUUAUCUUUAUAUUCUCACUGUUCAUCAGUAGGAUGCCUUAAAUCUCUGCAAUUCCACAACUGGUUUCAGCUCCGUUAAGUUACUUCUGUGUUGUUAUUUUUUCAUUAACCUUAUUUUUUUCACGUAACAAGAAGUUUGUUAACCUUUUUAAAAGGCUUUGAAAUUCAUUGCUUAUUGACUACCAGCCCCAUUCCUCAUAUUGUUACUUACAAUUUACCAACAAACUUACCAGGAGGAACAAAGUUUACGUCAGAAAGUUCAGGCAUAUAAAUGUUAUAUCUAAAAACAUAGAUUACAGGGCUGUGUGUAAGUCUUGCUGUAUUUUGUCAUCCUUACAUUAAUGCCUUUUAAUCAAAUUCUUUUUAGGAGAUGGAAACUGCAACAGAUGCAAGUGACUGCAAAAAGAAAAGGUUCAACCCAUAUGCAUAUCAGGUUGUUUUAUAGUUAUAUUUUUCACUGAUCUUUAUUAUUAUUUUUUUUGGUGCAAUUUAAGUGUUUGGUGGAAACUGAAACUUGUAGUCAGUGACACAAGUUGCUCGGAAACUUGUUUGACAAUUUGUAACCCAAACAAACAUCUACAUAAUAUUAUAUGUAAGGUCAUUUAAUUUUUAUUGACCAAAUUCUGCCUGAAUUAAAGAGUAAGAACUAAAAGAUGUGGGAAAUCUGGCAUUUAAUAUGGACUCUUCUUUAAACACCAUCAAUAGAAGUCACCGAAUUAGAAGAGAAAUUAUUUUUAGAAUUAUAUGUAUGAAUGAGCAGACUGGGACAUAGGGAGAAGAAAAAGAGAAUCUAUAAUAUUAUUAUAACAUAACAAAAGUACAUGUAAAUUGUAAACUCUGAUUGGUCAAUUACCCAUGUACUAUUAUUUUUCCAUGGGUGAAUGGUGACAAAAUCUAGUGCUUGCUCAAAGCUGUAAGCAUCACUUUCUAUGUGACUCUAUUUGUUACCCCUUAUAUAGUUUGCAAAGAUUUUUGUCUCAAUACUGAAAAAAAGUUUUACAAAGAAUGUAAAAUAAUGUAAAAGGUUUUGAGAGGGAAAACUACUUAUUCAGCAAAACAAUAUUUUUUGAAAGAAAGAAUUUGCAAUGAAGGAUUUACACGCACCAUAGCGCGAGUAGAUGACAGAACUCAUGUCAUUCCUCUGCAAUCUGUAAGCAAAAUUAAAAGUUUUUCUCUUUGGAUUAUGCUAUAAACAAAUGGUAAACAGCUCAGCAUGUACUAUUGAAUUAUAGUUGCACUUGGGAGGAUUGCUAAACUAAAACACUCAAGAAGCUAGAGUUGCACUUGGCUAACGCCUCAAGUGACUCUUACAAGUAUGCUUCUUUCACGAUUAACAACCUCCUGCGUGCGACUAUGACUCAGUGCACAGUGAGCCAUUUUACCAUUUGUUAAUUAAUGCCCAACUCUGUUGGUUUGUCUUUUUUUACAAACUCCAUUCUUGCAUUUUUUUACCUACUUCCUUUUUCUGCCUGCUCUGGACAAGGUAGUCCAGUCAGAGUUAUUUGGUUUAUUAUUUGUUUCAAUUUAGUUGAUGUUAUCUGAGUGGUUGGUGGACAUUCCUGAGGACUUACAGGAAGAAUGGCUCAUGGUAGUCUGUCCAGUUGGCAAGAGGAAUCUCAUUAUAGCAUCAAAUGUAAGUCUCUCCUUCACCAACAUUCCAGGUGCGGCUUACAUUGUACUUGUCUGUAUUCUUGCUAAUUUAGUUGGUGAAAGUAUAAUGUAUCUUAAAACCAUACAGUGGAAUAUUGAUUUCUUGAAUCCUUGGUUGUUUCGACAAUCCAAACCAAACCCAAACACUGUAAUUUUUUCCUUAUUUCCAAGGGGGUUCAAAAAAUCAAGAUUCAACUAUACUUUUACUCUCUUUAUCAGUCUAGAACUACGUCAGUAGCCAGCUUGCAGGUUUAGCUUGAUCAUUCAGGGUCUUGACAACUCCUUUGUGAGCAACAUGUAAAAUUUAAAUGUAUUCACAGUCGAGAAUACUUUUAUAGUCUAUGAAUCAAAGCUGUACUGUACUGUGUAAUUGUUCUGUUAAUCAAACAGGGGUAUACAGCUGCCUAUACCAAGAGUGGUUACCGUGUCAAUAAAUUCUCUUCGUUACUCCCAGGAGGAAGUCCCAAGACUCUCAAACCAGGAGGUACAUGUACUUUUCUGAAUGUUCCUUAUAAAUGGUACACAUAUCGAUCCCCAAGCCACAAGGGAACACAGUCCACUGGACUUUAACACAGCUCUCUUUACAAUUAUUUAGCACAAAGUAACUACAGGUACCUACAAUCUAGCAAAGGUAUUGCGACACCCUCCCAAGUGAAAUUCAACAAGUGUACAUGUAGGACUAGUCAUAUACCCCAUGCAUUGCAUCCUUGUUGCUCAAGUACUUGUACAAACACAUGUAGGUAUACCUGUGAGCACAGAGACAGAGUGACACUGAGAUUUUUGCCUUGAACGUUGUACCAGGGUUAGAAAACAAAAAACUGUUCUUAGAUAAUAUCUAUUUGUGUAUGGAUUAAACCUCAAUGCCAAUUGUAAGGAAGAGCAGAAGUGAGAGAAAUGAUCUAAUUAUCACUUUUUAUCGUAAUCUAUUUCAAGUGAGUGUGACAUUUGUAUUGCAUAUCAGUAUAAUGUUAUAUAUAUUGUAAUUUUUUUAAAUUACUAACAGUGAUUGAUUUUUGUGUUCAGACUACACAAUUCUGGAUUGUAUCUUUAAUGAACAGACAUUUACUUUUUAUGUAUUGGAUGUGAUGUGUUGGAGAGGACAUCCUGUUUAUGACAGUGAGGUGAGUUGCACACUUGCCAGAAUAAGUAUUAUAAACUGUAUGAUGACAACUUCUGUGUAAAGAAUAAUUAGUCUUUCAAGAGCAUGUUCCUGUUUUAAUGAGCUUUGAAAGGACAAUAUCAGCAAUAAACUGUCACUGCAAUCUUAUCAAAAUGUUCAAACAGUUACAUGUACUAAUCAUAACCGUACCAAAAUUCUCAAAUCUGAUUGGCUAUUAACCGUCCUGAUUUCAGCACUAAUAGGACAGUGCAAUGGGACAGUAUGCGUCAUGCCUAAGUAAUUGGACAGUACGCACCAUCGCAUGCACAGACUUAAAUGGUUUUUCUUCACUGCCAGCAAAAAAAGCUCCGGAUUUCUUGUGUUUUAAUUUAAAAGAAACCUCAAAUAUUACAAAUUUUGUUAUAGUUAUGAUAAAUUGGUAACAGAACUUGGUGUUGUCCAAUUCAUAAUUGGUAUACAUAAUAGGACUGAGUGGAGUCCAAUUCGGUCUGUAAUCAUACGAGUGAUUAACGAAAUUGGACGACCACGUAGCGGGAGUCCGAUUUGUUUAAUCACUAGUAUGUUUACAGACCGAAUUGGACGACAUGAAGUUCUGUUACCAAUAAAUCAUAUAACUAUAACAAAAUUUGUCAUGUUUUAGCCCUCUUGAAAAUAAAAAACACAAGAAAUUCCAAGAGUUUUCUUGCUAGCGCGAAAACAAAAAGCCAUUUAAGUGCACGUGUGCGAUGGCGCAUAAUGCCCAAUUACUUAGGCAUGACACGUACCGUCCUAUUACAGUGUCCUUUUAGUGCUGAAAUCAGAACAGUUGAUAGCCAAUCAGAUUUGAGAAUUUUGUUAUAGUUAUGAUUAAGUCUGUAAAACAAAUCAGACUCUGGCUACGCAGUCGUCCGAUUUUGUUAAUCACUCGUAUAUGAUAACAGACCGAAUUGGACUCCACUCACUAGUCCUAUUACCAUUAUUAAUGAUUGCAGUUAUACCUUUUUUCAGACAGAUUUUAGGUUUUACUGGUUGCAUACAAAACUCCAGGAAGAGCCAUUGGUCUCACAAGUGUCUCCUGCAAAUCCAGUGAGUGCUUACAUUUUGCUAGCAUUAUUUUAAAAAAUUAUUUUACCUUUAUUUAAAUAAUAGUAUAAUUAUAAGCUGAACAAAGUUAAUAACCAGUUCACUUGCUUGACUGUGUACACUCUUUAGGAUUUUAGAAUGGUACAACAGUAAUGCAUUCUUAAGAGAAAACAAACAACUUCUUUCACACUGUUGUAUCUUAGUAACAUUCUUUUGGUUGUUAUGUUGUACAUUUUACUAUUUAAUUUCAAUUUUUUUACCUUUACUUGUGACUUGUUGACCUAUGGGUAUCCUACAGUAGUUCCCAGGACCUCCCUUCUCCCAUCCCUUGGAGCACGGAAGAAGAGAGACCCUGGAAAUGUUUUUGAUCUGAACAGCAUUAUACUUCAUUUGUCAGUACAGGUUCACCAGUCUAUCUUACUGUUCCUGUGACCCAAGCGCUAUUCAUCAAGCAUUGUGUUCAGUGAUGUUUGAGGUGAGUUAGUCUAGAAAUGAAAAUCUGUAGUUUGCGAAAUGAAAAUCUGUAGUUUGCGAAAUGAGAAUCUGUAGUUUGCGAAAUGAGAAUCUGUAGUUUGCGAAAUGAAAAUCUGUAGUUUGCGAAAUGAAAAUCUGCAGUUUGCGAAAUGACAAUCUGUAGUUUGCGAAAUGACAAUCUGUAGUUUAGGAAAUGACAAUUUACUUUCUCGCUGCUUCUACUUGGAUAUUCUAAACAGAAAAUUCCCCCCCAAAAAGCCGUUUCACCCACAGGUAGCCCAAGCUCACUAUGAGAGCCCUGAACAACAUUAUCCUACUUAGCUAAUUAAUUAUUCAUACAGCAAGAAAAUUAUAAGACGUUGUAUGCGGAAAUGUUCUUUGCUCACUAAAUUAGCAAAAUGUACAGAGAAGAGAAGAGAACUGUUCUCUUCUCUCUUCUGUCAUCUGGGUGAAAAACUGUCGCUCAAAAAAAGUCCUUAAACAGUGCCUAGGAGGUCUGAAAUGCAGUCAGAAUGCAAAGAAAAACAAGAAGACGCUAAAGGGAAGCUUCAAAGCGAUAUUCAAUGUACAUUUUGCUAAUUUAGUGAGCAAAGAACGUUUCCCCAUACAACGUCUUAUAAUUUUCUUGCUGUGUGAAUAAUUAAUUAGCUAAGUAGGAUUAUGUUGUUCAGGGCUCUCAUAGUGAGCUUGGGCUACCUGUGUUUCAACCAGAAAAUUCAGAUUGCGCGGAAUGCGUGACGUUUUCGUUGCCACGUAUAAAGUUUAACUUAAGCUCAGGCGUUUUUGAGCGACGGACAGCAACCGCAAGCAAGACCUCUUCCCUUUUUAUAUGCCUUAACGCCACCACGUUUGUAUUGAUAAGACGAUCUGCCUGAAAAUUUGCCCAAGAACCACUGCCCAAGAAUGCAAAAAGUCCACUUCCGGUGGCCGUUCAAACACCUUAUCUUAACCAGAAACGUCACGCGAUAUUCAAACGAACCGAUAAAAUACAUCAUUGUGGCUUUGUUGUUUACUUUCGAACAUGGUAGUUUUAACGUUUUGUAAAGAUAAACAAAUGCAGGAAAAAAAAGUAUUUCCAGCAGAAGUUUUUGUUGUUUAAGUGUCAUUUGACGGCAGAAAUUCCCUUUGGAGGAAAGUCAUGGUUUCUUCUUGAUGUAGUUUUUAGGUUUUAACUCAAUAAAAGGGUACACAAGGGACAUAAGUAUUCGUCACUUUCAAGAAAGAUGCGCGAAAUUUUCACACCCGUUGCGCACACUAUCAACAGGAAAACUCCAUGCAGGGCGGAUGUUUGGUCAAUAAAGGCGAAAAAAUUAGCAAAAGUAGAAACAAGCAAACAUCCGACCAAGAGCACGAAAAAAAUUGCAUAGUUCUCGAAAGUAAAGAAAUAAGAGUUGUUUGUGUUUUGACACCUCGUUUAUUCAGUCAUUCAACAUUAAGUUCAAGGCUACGUCGCUAAAAAAUGGUCAUAUUUUCUUUUUUUUGCUUCUGCGAAUUUAUUUUCAGCUCUCAUGAGUCGAAAAGGUGCUGAACUGUCCACAGAGACGAAAGAACUCAUUAUCACUCUGUCGGAUUUCGUGAAAAACAAAGCGGAAUUGUCAAAAUGUUGAACGUUCCCAAGAACGACUAUUACGAGCGUUCUAAGCAAGUACCGAAGGACUGGUACAGGUGGAGACUUUGACGCGAAGUGGAAGGAAAAGGAGCUUCACAAAUAGAGACAGAAAUGCUUUAAAGUGUUUGGUUAAAAGUAACAGACGAGCUACCUUACAGGACAUUACUGCAGAGCUAAACGAUUGUGCAAAACAAAUACUUUCAGCAAGAAAACCGUGCAAGGGGUGUUGCAUCCGGAAGGAUAAAAAAGAAGGUUAGCGAAAAAGAAAAUGGUGUUUCGGGAAGUGAAUCGAAAAAAGCGAAUCAAGUGGUGUAAAGAGCGAAGAGGUCGAACACCAGACAACUACCGAAAAAAAGUAAUAUUUUCAGAUGAAAGUCAGAUUGUGCUCGGUACAAACAACCGUUUUUACAUUUGGUGAAAAGACGAUGAAAAGUACAACCUACAUCGUAUUUGUUCUCGCUCUGAACGGAAGAUAAGUUUGAUGAUCUGGAGAUGUAUUUGUUGUGAUGGUGUUGGAACUCUGACUGCAGUUAAAGGAAACAUCAACUCUGCCAAGUACCAGACAACUACUGGCCAUACAUGUACGUUCUUGUCUGAAGGAAAAGAAUACUUGUACAUGGAUGAAAAUGCGCCUGUUCACAGAACCCACACUGUAGAAAAUUAUAAAGAUCUAAACGUAGUAACCUCAAUGGAAUGGCCAGCACAAUCACCAGAUUUAAAUAUAAUAGAAAAUAUCUGGCUCUACAUGAAGAGAGAGCUACAAAAGUCCGCAGUAGAUAUCGCUGCCAUAAAUGAUCUUCUGCGUGAAAUCCAGAGCGUGUGGCGGAACAUCGAAUUGGAUUAUGUAAGAAGCCUUUACCAGUCCAUGCCUGACCGCCUAGACAAUGUAAUUAAAAUAAAGGGUCAUCUCACUAAAUAUUAAAGUGAUUUUAAAGUUAGAUUUGCCGAAAACGGUAUUAAAACUAGCGCGCGUAAAAUGUAAACAAACGCCGCCAUACUGAAAGUGAUGAAUACUGAUGUCCCUCGACUGGUAGCUAUUAGUAAAAUCCAACUAGUGGUCUAUUAUCAAUGCUGCGUUCUGAUUGGUUAAGCUACUACUAGGCUAUAUGUUAUAUGUAAUGUAAAGUAAAUGUCGCGAUUGAGAGGACAAACAUACAUGUCCUCUUUACAUAGCUUUCUGCAGUCGGCUCGGACAUCAGCAUACUAAGGGCGCCGAUGGCAGCCGCUAUCAGUCCAUUUAUGAGCCCACUGAACCCUCCCAACCCAUGAUGAGUGAUGAUGUAAGUGAUGAAGAUAGACCACAACACCGGGAACUACGUCCCCUACUCUUUUCGAAUAGUGUGUGGGUUCUUUAACGUCCCACAGAGUUAUAUGUGAACAAGGUUUGUGAGACGGGACCUCCGGUUUAUCGUCCUUAUUCGAGAAGACUUGAAAGUCUAAUCAUUUGCAGAUGUCAUUACAAAUAGCCCACUAGUAGCGAAAAGCGCCGGAUUUUUGGCGGGUAAGAAGGAUUAAAGGACGAAAUUUAGCCAAAUUAGGUAAUUACAAAAUGCCCGUUAAAUUGACAGAAACGUAAAAAUAACCGCUUAAAACAUUAAAGGAAGGUUAAAAUAACACAACAGAUGCCACGGAUGGGCAAAACUGAAGAAGAUUGAAACGGAUUGAAAUCAGGGUUUUUUAAAACUGUUCAGCCUAACAGUUUUUCAAAGUUGAUCUCUGCUGUUUGCAACUUCAAAAGUAAUGCUCAGGAGACAUAUUUGUUUGCCUCGAAUCUCUGAUUUUGUCAUUUCCUUGUAAUUUCCUUGCUUACUUUAAGUUCCAUACCGAUUGAGGGCGAGUAAUUGGCAAAAUUAAACAAAAUGAAUUGUUCAGCCUAACAGUUUUUCAAAGUUGAUCUCUGCUGUUUGCAACUUCAAAAGUAAUGCUCAGGAGACAUAUUUGUUUGCCUCGAAUCUCUGAUUUUGUCAUUUCCUUGUAAUUUCCUUGCUUACUUUAAGUUCCAUACCGAUUGAGGGCGAGUAAUUGGCAAAAUUAAACAAAAUGAAUUGUUCAGCCUAACAGUUUUUCAAAGUUGAUCUCUGCUGUUUGCAACUUCAAAAAUAAUGCUCAGGAGACAUAUUUGUUUGCCUCGAAUCUCUGAUUUUGUCAUUUCCUUGUAAUUUCCUUGCUUACUUUAAGUUCCAUAUCGAUUGAGGGCGAGUAAUUGGCAAAAUUAAACAAAAUGAACUGGACUGCCGUGACACAGCCCCUUUAAAGUCUUGCUUUGCGUUGUGUUGUCUCGAUAUUUUUGACCAGCUAGUUGGAUUUUACUAAUUAACAAUUGUUCCUCGAGCCCGAAUGGGCUAUGAGUCAAUAGCCCAUGAGGCCGAAGCGCAAUCUCUCUCCAAGCAGCGGCACUAAAGAAUGGCCGUUUGGCAUGAGCGAACUCAAGAAAAUAGCGCAAGAGUUCACGGCCAUCCGAAGAUGAAUUUACCGAAUUACUAGCUAAAACUGAGCGAAACAAAUGCAAAAAUACGCGAAACAUUGCUCAAUGGUUUGUCAUCUAUUUUUUGAGGAGUAGAGUCUCACGACUCGCUCGUGAGAUAUCGAGUUGAACACUCGAAGAUAAAUUUCACAUCUCUGUGCGCUCAUGUAAUAAUAAUUUUUUUAUUAUUAUUCCUUCAAAAUAAUUCCAAGUUUAAAAACAAGCUAAAACAUGCUAACCUUGGUCGAUGGAAGUUCACAUCAAUGAUGCAUCUUUAUCGAUCGGUUUAGGAGAUAAAGGUCUGUUCAGGUCUGCAAAUAGGCUCCGAAUAACAGAUGUCGUGGUCAUGUAUGAGGACAUGUAUUGUACCGGCUUAACCUAUUCCACUUGAAUCCGUUGUCUCAUUGUUGAUUGUUUACUGUUUCCGCCUUUUUAGACCUUACUCUUAUUAGUUUUAUUACUUUGUUUUGUAACUUACUCCUAUUACUGUGUUACCAUGUUACCUUGUCCGUCUUCGUGCUGUUCUUGCUAUGAUUUUAGACAUUAUUUUGCCGUGAAACGAGUAAAAUGUUCCGCCGACUGUUCAGCCAUUUUUGUUCUCACUACUAAAUCAACUGAACCUCGUCCCCAAGUUUUCUCGGUUAACGGUUCAAUAACCUGCAACCAGGCUGCACUUUUGACGUCAUUUGACGUCAUCGGUUCAAUAAUGACAAAGUUCUUGCCACAUUUGGUCAACAGUAGCUGAUUAUUUAACAGUUAAUGAAUAAGGCUGAGUAUAUCUUAUGAAGAAUUAUGGAGAUCGUCUUACUCUUGAAACGAGUGGUGUCGGCCAUUUUUGUUUUCACAACCAAAAUAACUCAACCUCGUCCCCAGGUCUUCUCGGUUAAUGGUUCAUUAACCUGUAGUAGAAGGCUGCAUUUUUGACGUCAUUUCCUCGUUAAAAACAAAAUUCUUCCAAAUUUGGUCAUCGGUAACUGGUUAUGGUGAAUUGAACGUGUACUUUUAGCCAAUCAGAAUCGGGCAAAUAUUUUGAAUGAAUGAUAAGGUCAAUUAUGCCUGUGGUUUUAACCAAUCAGAAACGGGGAAAUAUUUUGAAUGAAUAAUAAUCUGUAUUACUAAAUUCGUGUUUGGUAUGAUUUCAAGAAUUACCGGUAUGCAAAUCUCGGAGGCUGUUACCCACCUUAGCGGAUAACACCUUCUUCGAUCUGCAUACAUUCUUCCCAUUCUACUCAUUCUCGUUCAAUAAUUCGGGAGCUUAAGCAACGACGACGGCGAGGACAACGAGAACGGCAUGAAAGCUAUAGGUCUGGAUGAGCAAAUCAACAACUUUGUACGUGCAUCACGCUUUUUUAUACAUUUCUUGCCGUCACUGCACGACUACGACGCGAAAAUGCCUAAUUUUAUGUCUUGAAGAGAAAGUGACCAGAAGACAACGACUUUCUUCUUCUUUUCCUGUAAUUUGACACAGUCCUUUAGAAUUCAAGUCCAGAAAAUUUUUCCAACAUUUGACAAAUUGUGCAAAUUGAACGAGAUGGAAUAAGCGCUUUAAAGUUUGAGGCAGUGCGGAUUCACUUUUUAAGUAACGUUUUCGCCGCUGUCGCCGUUGUAGUUACUUAAGAGCCCUUUUGUUAAUCAUGCAGUGGUAUUGAACACCCACUCACAUGCAACAUCAUGUCAACACAGUUCAUUUUGAUAAUUUUCAAGGUGGAUGGCUUGCUCUUCUUUCACAAGAGAACACAUUACAUCUGUGGACGAACACCGCUGGUUGGUUGGCUACAGCCUUACAUGCUGCCUGAGAUAAUAGGGGUACCGGUACCGGAUGUCUAUCUAGCAGGGGUCCCUUCUGUCAACAAACUUACACUGCUAAAAUCAAACCAGGACUUACGGGGCAGCGAUGAAGGAAAACAGACAAUAUCGCAGUUAAAUGCCGUGGAUGAGAAAAUGGACACAGGAUCAAACAAUAAAUCGAAACGAAGACAAAGGAGAAGGAAACAAGAAAUCGGGAGUUCCAAAAUGGAAGUGCAGGGUAAAUUGGAGUAGAAGAAUAUCAAAAGGCGAACACAGAUAAGAAGAUGAAUUAGGAAAUAUUCUCUUUAGAACUUUGGAAUAUUCAGGACAUAUUAUGGAGUCUUACAUGAGAUACUGACCUAGGAAAAGGUGAUACAAGUGAUACGUAUUGUCACGAAGACGUGAACAGUCGUGCAAAUCAAAGUUUUUUAAUGCACAUUGAAAGUAUAAUAUAAAGCAAGGCUUCCUUCCACUGAACGCAGAUAAAGUUUGAAAUAAGGUUGAAACAAGCGUGGCCCAAGUUCUAUGCCGAGCAGCACUAAGUAAUUUUAACGUAUAAGCCUAUGGGGAAAACAA
Messenger RNA from Porites evermanni, 13474 nucleotides. NCBI's taxonomy places the organism in Eukaryota, Metazoa, Cnidaria, Anthozoa, Scleractinia, Poritidae. The record is from the annotation of a GenBank genome assembly.